GCGAGGUCCAUCCAGAGUUGGGAACGGGAGCAUUUGCGCAGACAGUCUGCGCUGCCCACCAGACGGGAUUUAGUAGGGGAGUUUUUUUUUUUGGCCGAGCUGCUCGAACAAUCGCUCGUAAAGUGUCUGCGAAGAGCAGCUUAGUUACGGUGUACUGGACAAUCGUCAAUAUCAGGGACCUAAACAUGGUGAUCAAAGUCUACAUAGCAUCGUCCUCUGGCUCCACUUCGAUUAAGAAGCAGCAACAGGAUGUGACGGGCUUUCUUGCAGCCAAUAAGAUUGAGUUUGAGGAGUGUGACAUCGCAGCCAAUGAAGAUAACAGGAAGUGGAUGAGGGAGAAUGUUCCGGAGGAGUGGAGGCCGACCACAGGGAACCCCCUCCCCCCACAGAUCUUCAAUGAAAGCAAAUACUGUGGGAACUACGAGGCCUUCUUUGAUGCCAGAGAAGAUAAUGCUGUGUAUGCAUUUCUGGGUCUAACUGCUCCCCCCGGCUCUAAGGAGGCUGAGGCUUUAGCAAGGAGAGAACAGCAGUAGUCUCCCCAUGUCUCAUCUGAGAACUUGGCCACAUCCCACGAUUUAGAGGCUUCACAUUUGGACUCAAUCUUAAUAAAUGUGUGUGUGUGGGGGGGGUAUCUACAACAUUCACCCAAGUUUUUAAUACCUGGGCAGUUUUUAACUUCUUUUGUUUUUUUCCUGUUUGUUUUGUUUUUCUUAAUUAACUUGUGUUCAGCUGUGCCUUUUCAGCCGUACUGAGAGGAGUUGCUAGAGCACGAUGCCCAUAAAGUGUCGUGUCUCCUGCUGUUGAAGGGUCAUACCGGUAUUGUUGAGUUUCAGCCCAUUUACUACAAAUUGCAUAUACUAUACUGUAUUUACUGUAGUUUUGAGGUUUUUGAGGGUUUUCUUUCAUUCAAAUUUCAGUUAGUAAAUACACAUUGAAAUUCUCUGCUUCUCUGGCUAACAUUUCUGUUCUCCAUGAGGAAGCAACUGACGUCUGAAUUUCGUCGGUAAAACAAUCUUUUCAUCCAGGGACUAUUUUCGGGUGAAGACGUGCGAUCUGUUGUGCAGGUGUCUUCACGUGUCGUGACCAAUAGUUGGCAAAACGCAACCCCUCAAAACAAUUCAACUGUAUUGUCCCACAAUGAUACUGUAUCUUUAACAGACAAAUAAUGUUAAUGGCGACAAGAGUGUUCAAUCUGAAGCAAGCAUUAAGUCUCUGCAAGUUGAAUUUCACACAGCAUUGAAAUGAAUGGAAACCAACGGCUGCUUGGAAUGUAGGAAAAAUGCAUUCAAAAGUCUAAAAUCAAAAGUAUGCUUGAUUUGUAGUAGAUGCGCUGAAAUAUGCAGAAACACCAGUAUGGCCCUUUAACCUUGGCUCUUGAAGCUAUUUGGCCUGAUGGGAGCAACUCAUCAGUAUAAAUGUUAACAGAUUGGUAAGACAUCAUGGCAGUUUCCUGUUUGAGAAUGCACUAAAAGAGUGCAUUCUCAGUGUGUUUGAUAAAUUAAUUUGAUAACUGCUACAUAGACCUGUAAGUUGAUUCAAAGUGCAGUGUAUCGCCUUCUCAUGUUGGUAUGAGGUUAUGAAAAGUGGUUUCUAUUCAGUCAAAUUGUGACCUCUCUUUCCAGGGUGAAGCUUGUUCCAUGCAGGUUAAGUCAACUUAGCGUUAAAAAGAGUUGUGUCUGUUGAAUCCUGGAAAUAUUCUGAUAAAUGGUGAUUUAUUAGUUGUGCAUAAAACUACCCAGUCAUGUCAUAGCCAAAAAUGCAGCACCUUCUGUUGGAGUCACAUAUUGGAAACCCAUUCUUGAUGUUUUUAUUUAGUUUAUAUUGUCUUGAUGCUAUUUUAAGAGCAAACUGUUUUCUAUGAGAUGAUAUAUGCUUAAAUAAUAAUACAUGCCAAAAUCUACGCAUCUUUAAUGGCAGUCGGGAAGUAAGAUGCACGGUGGGUGUUGUUUCUUCAGUUUGUUUUUAGGAAGUGCGGCAGAUGUUUUGCUAUGCUGUAAGCGUCCUGUUUUACAUUUCAUUUGUUUCUGAGCGUUUCUACCUUGACAAACUUGACUCCUCUCUGGAUUAAUCGAAACUUAAAUAAAAAAAAUAAAAAAACUACCAAUUUGACACAUUAAGGUCCAAUAAAAUUUUACAUUCCUUCGUCCUGAUAACGAUGUGUAAUUUUGAUGUACAAUAAAAAGGAUUUUGAGUUUACAGAA
This is a messenger RNA of Lampris incognitus (smalleye Pacific opah), 2201 nucleotides long. It is a transcript of the gene sh3bgrl, whose product is annotated as SH3 domain binding glutamate-rich protein like. The transcript has 4 exons. The record is from RefSeq and is a predicted model, not a curated record. Gene Ontology annotation, cellular component: cytoplasm. Lineage: Eukaryota; Metazoa; Chordata; Actinopteri; Lampriformes; Lampridae. The coding region runs from base 186 to 533 and encodes 115 amino acids.